CGGGGGCUCGUCCCGGCCGCGGGAGCCGGCGGCCCGGCGGGGCGCGGCGCUUAGGGCAUGCCAGGCGGCUCGCCCCGAUGUUUCACUGGGGCAAGUGGAAGAAGAGGAUGGGAGCGAGCGCCUCGUCCUCCAAGAGACCCGUCUUCGACGAGAGGGAGGACGUGAACUUUGACCACUUCCAGAUUCUCCGGGCGAUUGGGAAGGGAAGCUUUGGCAAGGUGUGCAUUGUGCAGAAGAGAGAUACUGAGAAGAUGUAUGCCAUGAAGUACAUGAACAAGCAGCAGUGCAUCGAAAGGGACGAGGUUCGCAACGUGUUCAGGGAGCUGGAAAUCCUGCAGGAGAUUGAGCACGUGUUCCUGGUGAACCUCUGGUACUCCUUCCAGGACGAGGAGGACAUGUUCAUGGUGGUGGACUUGCUCCUUGGGGGUGACCUACGCUAUCAUCUGCAGCAAAACGUGCAGUUUACAGAAGAAACAGUCAGACUGUACAUCUGUGAGAUGGCUCUGGCUCUAGACUACCUACGCAGUCAGCAUAUUAUUCACAGAGAUGUAAAACCAGACAACAUUCUCCUGGAUGAGCAAGGUCAUGCACAUUUAACAGAUUUUAAUAUUGCAACAAUAAUUAGGGAUGGUGAAAGAGCAACUGCGUUAGCUGGAACAAAGCCAUACAUGGCUCCAGAGAUUUUCCAUUCCUUCCUGAACGGCGGGACGGGUUACUCCUUCGAAGUGGAUUGGUGGUCGUUGGGAAUUAUGGCUUACGAACUCCUUCGGGGCUGGAGACCGUAUGACAUCCACUCCAACAACCCAGUGGAGUCCUUGGUCCAGCUGUUCAGUACUGUCAGCGUUCAGUACUCAUCCACGUGGUCAAAGGAAAUGGUUGCUCUGUUAAGGAAGCUGCUGACGGUGAACCCCGAGCACCGCUUCUCCUGCCUCGCCGACAUUCAGACGGCGGCCUACUUGUCAGGCGUGGUCUGGAGCGACGUCGGCGAGAAACGCGUGGAGCCGGGCUUCGUCCCGAACAAGGGCCGCCUGCACUGCGACCCCACCUUCGAGCUGGAGGAGAUGAUCCUGGAGUCGAGGCCCCUGCACAAGAAGAAGAAGAGGCUUGCAAAGAACAAGUCGAGGGACAACAGCAAAGACAGCUCCCAGUCCGAAAAUGACUAUCUCCAAGAAUGCCUUGAAGCUAUCCAGCAAGACUUUGUCAUCUUUAACAGAGAGAAGCUAAAGAAGAGCCAAGAGCAGACGAGCGAGUCCGUGUCCCCCCCCGAAACCACCGAUGAAGCCGAGACGGAGGCCGAGUCUGAGACCUCCAACUUGAACAUGUGCAGCUCCGUGUGCUCCUCGGCGGGCAGCAGCUAGGCUGGGGGCUGCCGGCCGCCCCGUCCCCGUCCCCCGUUCUCAGGUUGCGCUGAGUAACACCGGCUGCGCUCCGAGACAACCGGAGACGCACGACAAGUCGUCUCGCAAUGCUGUAGCAACACAGACAGUUCUCACAGAACCGAAUUCGGGAUUUAGGCGAAUGCCGGUCUGCACACUGGGGUGCCUGUCGUGGGUAAGGAUCCUUGCUAUGCAACUUGUCGGAGGAAGUAGACCAAUUUCUUUAUUUGUUCUUUUUUAAUGUCAGAUUGCUGAUCUGGACAUGCUUUUAACACACUAGGAUGCCAACAUACGAAGUUACACCUACAACAAAGGGGCACAGCAGGUGUGGAGCAGGAGGCAGGCUGAAUAGGGGUUACACCGUACUCUGGCAUUCCCGGUAGUGAGGGCUGCGCGGGGACGAGCGCUCCCACUGCGAGUCGAAGCAGCCCCAGAGCCUCGCUGGUCCCAGAGGGUGGCAGCAGCCUGGUGAGAGCCAAGGGCAAUGACGGUCCCGUGGUGUAGGGACGGCCCUGUGGCAUGGGAUGGGGUGGCCCGGGCACUCCCUUGUCUCUUCAUCACCUGCCAGAGUCUUUCUCCCGACUCCCGGCAAAUAAAUGUUUUCUGUGCACUCCAUGGAUUCUCCUGGGGCUGGGUAAUGAUUAAACGCAUAACUGAUAUGUAAAAUAUAUCUAAAUAUUUGCUUUCUUCACAUAGCUGUUGUGAGUUGCAAGGAGCUGUGCAAACGGAUCAGAUCAUUCUGGUGCUGUUUGUCCAGGUUCGGAGGAUUUAUUUCAUCAUAGGUGCAGAUUUUAGUGGAAGCAAAGUGGGUGGCCUUACAAUGCCGCUCGAUCACAAAGAGAGGGGAGUAUCUUAUUUCACCCUUCGAUUUAACUUUAUUUUCAGUGUAAAGUAAAACUGCUGUGUAUAAUUUA
Molecule: messenger RNA, 2290 nt
Organism: Cygnus olor (mute swan)
Lineage: Eukaryota; Metazoa; Chordata; Aves; Anseriformes; Anatidae
Gene: STK32C
Product: serine/threonine kinase 32C
Exons: 12
Coding region: 78-1358 (426 amino acids)
Biological process (GO): protein phosphorylation; G protein-coupled receptor signaling pathway; regulation of signal transduction
Molecular function (GO): ATP binding; G protein-coupled receptor binding; G protein-coupled receptor kinase activity
Source: RefSeq, a predicted model, not a curated record